UUUUAAAACUUGCUCCUGCUUUAUCCUUAUCUGAGUCUGGUGUCUCAAACAUCUCCAUCCAAGAGGAUAUUGCAUCUCCACGCUCAAGCUACUGUUUACCAGAUCUACUAAAGAUGCGUCAAGAGAUCUCUGCUGCUGUUGGCUUUCUUCUUGAGAUUCUGCAUCAGAAGAAGCGAUGGACUCAUCUCCAGCUGGAAGUCCUGGGAUCAAGCCUGUUGUGUAAUCUUAGUGAGCGAUACAAUGGACACUGGUACCCAGAGCAUCCCAGCAGAGGUCAAGCAUACAGGUGUAUCCGCAUUAAUGCCCAGCAAGCUGUGGAUGAGUCCCUCCUGAUGGCAUGUGAACACAGUGGCAUUGAAUACUCAAAGCUUGGUCUUCCGGAGGAACUGACUAUCUGGGUUGAUCCAUAUGAAGUCUGUGCAAGGUACAGGGAAAACUCAAAGUACUUCACAAUAGCCAUGUUUUCUAAGGAAAUCAUAGAAUUGGCAGCACCAUCUCCCACUGAAAACGAAACAUCAGGCUACUCAUCAGGCAGUGUCUCUCCUGAGCCUUCAUCAGAGGAUGAGUUCAUUGUUGAAGAUACAGAUGUAAAAAGUUCAAAUUAUGAAGAUGCUGAGUCAACUGACACUGAACAUUCAGAUUCCGAUCUGAUCCAGAAUGCCGAGGAAAUGCCUGUUAACACUGAGACUGGUUUGAUGGUUGAUACUUGGCAAUCGGCAGUCUGGUCCUGUGAUGAAGAAUCUCUAAUAGAAGGUUCAAGGUUCAUGUCUUCAUGGAAGGACAAUGCAGAAUUACAAGGAAUCUCUUCUGCCUCCUUGGACAGCCUCAGUAUGUAGGAGUCCCAAUGACCUACACUGGACUGUCAAACUAGACUUGGUUAUAUAAAACACUGUUGCACUUAGUUCUAUUUGCUAAUGUCAACCCUUGAGUCAUUUACAUUGGCACUACUCACUGAAAAGGCCAGGUAUGUGGAUUUUGUUAAGUGAAUUUAUUGGCUUGAAAGUUCACAUACUAAACCAAUGUAAGGAGCAAACUUUUUAACAAAAUGUAGAGUUCCAGGGUGGUAAGCUUUGAUUGCAGAGACUCCAGUUAUAAGCUAACUGGAAAAUUUUCUAAUCUCAGUCUCUGGCAAACAACUUGGAUCAGCAGGCAUUCUGAAGGUA
This is a messenger RNA of Pelobates fuscus (common spadefoot toad), 1163 nucleotides long. Its product is annotated as protein BTG3-like. The record is from RefSeq and is a predicted model, not a curated record. Lineage: Eukaryota; Metazoa; Chordata; Amphibia; Anura; Pelobatidae. The transcript has 4 exons. Gene Ontology annotation, biological process: negative regulation of cell population proliferation; negative regulation of mitotic cell cycle. Bases 114 to 836 code for a protein of 240 amino acids. Gene Ontology annotation, cellular component: cytoplasm; nucleus.